AAUCGGAGACGCAGCCACCGCUCGACCCGGGCGCAGCGCGCAGGCGGUGGCGGAGAGACGCCGAGCGGGCCGAGUGCGGCCGAGCAAAGCCGGAGCCGGAGCCGGAGCCGGAGCGGGGCCUCAGGAGCGGGGCCGGGUCCGGACGGGCCGAGAUGCCCUAUAAACUGAAGAAGGAGAAGCAGGAGCCCCCUAAGCUUGCCAAAGGCACUGCGAAGCCCAGCAGCUCAGGCAAGGAUGGUGGAGGCGAGAACUCUGAGGAGGCCCAGGCUCAGCCCCAGGCUCAGCCCCAACCCCAACCUCAGUCUCAGCCACCGGCAUCCAACAAGCGUCCCAGCAAUAGCACGCCACCCCCUACACAGCUCAGCAAGAUCAAGUACUCAGGGGGGCCCCAGAUUGUCAAGAAGGAGCGAAGGCAAAGUUCCUCCCGCUUCAACCUCAGCAAGAACCGGGAGCUACAGAAGCUUCCUGCCCUAAAAGAUUCACCAACCCAGGAGCGGGAGGAGCUAUUCAUUCAGAAGCUGCGCCAGUGCUGCGUCCUUUUUGACUUCGUGUCAGACCCACUCAGUGAUCUCAAAUUCAAAGAGGUGAAGCGGGCAGGACUCAACGAGAUGGUGGAGUACAUCACUCACAGUCGUGACGUUGUCACUGAGGCCAUCUACCCCGAGGCUGUCACUAUGUUUUCAGUGAACCUCUUCCGGACGCUGCCACCUUCAUCAAAUCCCACAGGGGCUGAGUUUGACCCAGAGGAAGAUGAGCCCACUUUGGAAGCUGCUUGGCCACAUCUCCAGCUUGUAUACGAGUUUUUCUUACGUUUCCUGGAGUCUCCUGAUUUCCAGCCAAACAUAGCCAAGAAAUACAUUGACCAGAAGUUUGUCCUUGCUCUCCUGGACCUAUUUGACAGUGAAGAUCCUCGAGAGCGAGACUUUCUCAAGACCAUUUUACAUCGCAUUUAUGGCAAGUUUUUGGGGCUCCGGGCUUAUAUACGUAGGCAGAUCAACCACAUCUUCUACAGGUUCAUCUAUGAGACAGAACAUCACAAUGGGAUUGCUGAGCUCCUGGAGAUCCUGGGCAGUAUCAUCAAUGGCUUUGCCCUGCCUCUUAAGGAAGAACACAAGAUGUUUCUGAUCCGAGUCCUGCUUCCUCUUCACAAAGUCAAGUCCCUGAGUGUCUAUCAUCCUCAGUUGGCGUACUGUGUGGUACAGUUCUUGGAGAAGGAGAGCAGUCUGACUGAACCAGUGAUUGUGGGACUUCUCAAGUUUUGGCCCAAGACCCACAGCCCCAAGGAGGUGAUGUUCCUCAAUGAGCUAGAGGAGAUUCUGGAUGUCAUUGAACCCUCAGAGUUCAGUAAAGUGAUGGAACCACUCUUCCGCCAGCUUGCCAAGUGUGUCUCCAGCCCCCAUUUCCAGGUGGCUGAACGCGCCCUCUAUUACUGGAACAACGAAUACAUCAUGAGCCUCAUCAGUGACAAUGCUGCCCGCGUUCUCCCCAUCAUGUUCCCCGCACUCUACAGGAACUCCAAGAGCCACUGGAACAAGACAAUCCAUGGACUGAUCUACAAUGCCCUGAAGCUGUUUAUGGAGAUGAAUCAGAAGCUGUUUGAUGACUGCACACAACAAUACAAGGCAGAAAAGCAGAAGGGCCGCUUCCGAAUGAAGGAGAGAGAAGAGAUGUGGCAAAAAAUUGAGGAGCUCGCUCGGCUCAACCCCCAGUAUCCCAUGUUCCGCGCUCCUCCACCACUGCCCCCCGUGUACUCCAUGGAGACAGAGACCCCCACGGCAGAGGACAUCCAGCUUCUGAAGAGGACGGUGGAGACAGAAGCUGUGCAGAUGCUAAAAGAUAUCAAGAAGGAGAAAGUGCUGCUUCGGAGGAAGUCAGAGCUGCCUCAGGACGUCUACACCAUCAAGGCACUGGAGGCGCACAAGCGGGCGGAAGAGUUCCUAACUGCCAGCCAGGAGGCUCUCUGACCCCCUCACCUUCCCACAGGGUCACAGCCCACUCAGCCCUGGGACGCUGCCCUGGCCCUCUACCCUCUGCUCCCUACUGGUUGACUCGGGGCAAGGUAGCACCUCUCUGGCUACUCUAGAGGAUGCAGGCACUUGAAGCGGGGACACCCAGUGUGGUCCCUCUUCUCCCCAAAAUGUGUUCAUGCCUCCCUGUGGCUACAGUACAGGCUGAGCUUUGAAAUGCUCAGUGCUCAGACUACCUGGGGAUGCCUGUCCCCUUCCUGCUCCUAUCCCCCACAGCUACUUGAGGCUGCUUUGAGAAAUACACACGGAAUCAUACUCUCCUCUCCAUCCUCCUCUGAACUCUAGGUGUCUCCCCUCCUGCUGCACAGGCAUUAGGGAGCAGCAGGGGGUUAUUCUCACCAAAGUUACUUGUACAUCAAGCUCCACGGGCCCCUGGAGUGGCUGGAGAGGAGCCUAUCCCCAGCAGCACAAAUAGGCCCCCAGACCCAGCAGUGUGUGCGCUGAUGGGGUUGUAUUAUUUCCUCUUAACCCCUGCCUGACAAAGACAACACAGAGGUCAAAGAAGCAAAAGUCUAGGCCAUGGACACUACAUGGUGAAUAUAGGGCCCAGUGGACCAACUAGGGCAGGGCAUAAACAGCGUGUCCCUAUGACCCCCCCUUUGGUGAGCAGCAGCCCUGGGAUUGAAAACACAGAAGGGACCACCCUGUGGCUGACUGCUUUCCUGUGCUAUUGGUUCCAAAGUUAGAAAGAAGGAAGCAGGGAGCAGUGCCCCGAGCAUGGCUCCCCCAACACCUAUUUAUUUCUUAGUUUGUGCUGAUGCUGGGCGGGCCCUCAGUCAUCCCCUUUAAGCACCUUGGAGGAGAAACAAGGGGCUGAGGAGGGCUGGACCCAUAUUCCAGGGGCACAGGCAGUGUGGCUUUUGGCUGUGUACACAGGGUGCUUUAUUCUCCACAGAGUGAUACAUGCUACGGUAGGUUGGGCUUGGGCCGAUGUCCCCAUAUGUACAGAACCGAAUAAAGUGGGUCUCUGAGAA
Molecule: messenger RNA, 3001 nt
Organism: Dipodomys spectabilis (banner-tailed kangaroo rat)
Lineage: Eukaryota; Metazoa; Chordata; Mammalia; Rodentia; Heteromyidae
Gene: Ppp2r5d
Product: protein phosphatase 2 regulatory subunit B'delta
Exons: 16
Coding region: 153-1964 (603 amino acids)
Biological process (GO): signal transduction; protein dephosphorylation
Cellular component (GO): nucleus; cytosol; protein phosphatase type 2A complex
Molecular function (GO): protein phosphatase activator activity
Source: RefSeq, a predicted model, not a curated record